Molecule: messenger RNA, 1780 nt
Organism: Morone saxatilis (striped sea-bass)
Lineage: Eukaryota; Metazoa; Chordata; Actinopteri; Moronidae
Exons: 6
Coding region: 295-1029 (244 amino acids)
Source: RefSeq, a predicted model, not a curated record
CGAGAAGUUUUGCUACCGCCAAUAAAUAUAAAGGAAGCAACCGUCCUAGAAGAAGAAAUCAUAACCAACUCGAUAGAUGUUCAAAAUAAUGGAAUAUACAUCUAAAACUUUGACAAAAGUGCAUUUGAUAGGUGUUUUCAUUACUAUCCACUAACAGCUACGUGUUCAAAUGAGUCUACCCUAUGGUUGUGUCCGUGUUAAGGCUCACUCGUCCAAGUUUUGGUGACAGCAACAGUUGCGGUGUUGUUAGCUCUGUUUAGUUAGCACACGUCUUCUUCUCGAGCGUCGACCAGGAUGGUGAUGACGUGUUCGUUCCCGGGUUGCAAAAGCACCACGAAGCUGCUUUCUUUCCCGACUGACCGUGUGCGGGCUCUCCGGUGGCUGCAGAUCCUCGGCAUGGCGGAGGACUCUCGGACCUCCAAGCUCAAAGUGUGCGCCCUCCACUUCUCCCCGGAGUGCUUCACCAACUACACCCAGGCCCGGAUGGGCUUCGCUGUCCGGCUCCACCUCACCGACGAUGCGCUUCCAAAUCCAGCGGAGGGUCGGCCGUCCAAAGUCCUUAAAGAUGUGGGUUGCCAGACUGAGGUGAGGACCGUGGAUGCGCUUUGUGGAGCGGAGCCAUGUGUGAACCACGUCAGGUGCCAGACUGUUCCGAUCGGAAAACAUAACGUCUCUACACAAGCCAACAGGAAGCCCUUCAAGAGAAGUAAAGCUGUACAGGCCAGGGCCCCACACAGGAGUGUUGAAUGUGACACAUCUACACUUGAGUUUUCUCUUGGUUUUGGAAACGACACACCAGUCAAGAGGUUUAGAUACGACCCGUGCUCGUAUUCUGAUGACGACCCAAGCAGCUGUAACAACGAGACUGAGGGUGCCAUGGCCGCUGACAGCCCAGAGUCAUAUCAGGAGCCUCUGGAGUCGGAGCCAGGGGAGUCGUCUGGGAAGUCGGAGUCAGAAGAGGAGUCUGUGGAAACAGAGAUUGUGACAGUGAAGGUUGAGCCAGAAGAGUACGAGGAACCUCUGAGCUAAAGUAUGGCACCAGAAGAGCUGUCUGUGCAGCCUGACGGACAUGCAGGAGUUGGCAGAGAGACAUCAGUCAAGUCUCUCAAGACCAGGCAGCGUGGGCUGUUCAUGGCUGUGGUGUCUGAUAGACAAUCCUGUGAAAGAUGGCGUCUGCAGCGAUGGCGUGUUCAUAUACCCAAAGAACGGCCUUUUUUCAUCGAGAGCACUCGCAGUUGAACGUCGAGGGGGACACGUACUGUAUGUCAGCUCUUCAGACUGACCAAAAGAAACUCUUCAUGAUGAGAUGAAUAGGUACAAUCUGGCAGAUGUGUCAGACAUAAUAAUGUACAAUCAGGACUGCUUCCGUUUCAUGUCAAACAUUUGCACUGUGAGGUAUUAUAUUACAUAUAUUAUAUUUAAAUGUAGCUUUCCUUAUUAAAGCAGUGACAUAAUACUUAACUUUAUAUGUUUACUAAUAGUGAAUGUACACUAUUACCUGCCUUUUAUUUAUGUUUUUGUUAUUCUAUGAAUUUGAUUAUCUGUUUGUGUGUAGCAUAAAGGAACUGCAAACUUUUAUUUUGUUACACAUAAAGUGUAUAAUGAUGAGUAAAUUCCUUGAUUAAGCAUUUUUCAAGCCAACCAGUGGAAAAUUGGGAAAAAAUAAAUUUUGUGCCUAGAAAUUUUAAGUAUGUCAGCAGUAAAUUGUAAAAAAUAUACACAUACGUGUGUGUGUAUAUAUAUGUGUGUGUGUGUAUAUAUAUAUAGAGAGAGAAAAAGA